Molecule: messenger RNA, 2846 nt
Organism: Culex pipiens pallens (northern house mosquito)
Lineage: Eukaryota; Metazoa; Arthropoda; Insecta; Diptera; Culicidae
Gene: Oatp33Eb
Product: solute carrier organic anion transporter family member 1C1
Exons: 8
Coding region: 128-2620 (830 amino acids)
Biological process (GO): sodium-independent organic anion transport; transmembrane transport
Cellular component (GO): membrane
Molecular function (GO): protein binding
Source: RefSeq, a predicted model, not a curated record
GUGGUUUGAGUUUCAAGAGAGUUAGUUGCUUGAAGUUUUGUGUGUAGAGUUUCGCUUAGUGACCAUGUUUCUUAAUUAUUGAUUGAUUAAGCAUUAAAGUAAUUAGUGUAACACUAGUCGCAUUAAAAUGAUCCGUCCGUCGUCGUUGAUUCGAGACGAUGAAGACCGGUUACCGCAGUUCCAGGCCAACGCGAACAACAUAAGGAAAGAUUCGAUCGAUUGCGGCAUCCGGGCCUGCGGCUGGUGCAACGGACCCGGUUGUCAACGGUUGGGCACGGCGACGACCUUCCUGGUGAUUCUGUCGCUGGCCGGCUUUGUCCAGGGUGGAAUCGAGGCGUACUUUCGCGUUUCGGCCCAUCAGGCCGCCAACGAGCAUGACUUCGAUCCGGUCAUCGUGGACUGGCUGCUGGUGACCAGUGGGAUCUCGCAGGGCGUUUUUGCCCUGCUGGUGGCGUACUGGGGAAAUCGGCUGCACCGGAUCUCGUGGUUGGGGGGAAUUUUCAUGCUGCAAGCGGUGGGACUGCUGCUGCUCAUCAUUCCGACGCUGACUCACAACUCCUCCGAACCGGGCACCAUUGCAGCCAUCCAAGUGGAUAACGUGUGCGUCCUUGAACAGUCAGCAGAAUUGCAGAUUGAGCGCCCUUGGAGUAUUACGACGCUGGUGUUGCUGUUCGUCGCCCAAGCCGUGAUUGGAAUCGCUAAUAUUGCAUUUUACUGCUUCGGAAUGAGCUAUUUGGAUGACAAUCUCAAGGAACAUCAGAGUCCUGGUUAUAUUGGUUGUGCUCUGGCCACCCGAGUCUGGGGUCAACAGUUUGGACUGGCAAUCGUAAUAGCCGUGAGUGCCACUUCCCUAAGCUGGUGGCUUGGUUGGGUCAUCCUGGGCCCAAUAAUCUUCAUCCUGGGGCUUCUGUUGGGACUGUUCCCAAAACGACUCCUCUCCACGCUGGUUCGCCAAGCCGCGGACGACAUCAUCGAAACGGCCACCAACAACAGCACCCAGUCGCUGGACGGAGCAGGUCACAAAUGGCUUGCCGACAUCAGUCUAGCACCCUCCCUCAAACGGGUCUUCACCAACGGUAUCCUGAUCUUCAACGUGCUCGCCCUGGUCUUCAUCCAAACCGGUCUGCUCAACUUUAAUGCCCACGAGCAGAACUAUCUGCAGUCGCAGUUCUUCCUGCCCACGUCCAACGUCAACGGACUCAACGACGAGUGGACGUCCCGGCUAAUUACGAACCUGCUGAGGCCGCCCGUUGUGGCGCUGGCCAUCGUGCUGUCCGGGUUGAUCAUCGCCAAGGCGAACCCGAGUCCGAGAAAACUAGCCGGCUGGAACAUCUUUGUGGGACUGGUGGCCGUCGGUUUGUUCAUCGCCUUCAUUUUCAUCUCGUGCGACAACGAGCGCAUUGCUGGCGCCUAUCGGGGCCGUCUGACAAAGCCGUUCUGCGCUUCGAACUGCGUUUGCCCGGAGAAUGUUCCCUUUUCUCCGGUUUGUCCCCAGGACGGCGUGUUUACGUUUUUCUCGCCGUGUCACGCCGGCUGCCAAAAUCGAACGGAAAUCAACAACGUCGUUGUCUACACGGACUGUUCCUGUGGGGUUGAUAUUGAGCACGUGCUCAGCGCGCCCGGGUUGGCCACGGAGGGUUCUUGCGGAAGUUCGGACUGCCAGCGCUACUGGAUCAUCUUUCAGGUGUUGAGUGUGGUGGUUUCGAUGCUGCUGGCUUCCGGGCUGGUGGGAAAGUUGAUCAUUUCGAUUAGGGCCGUGCUGCCGCAGGACAAGGCGCUGGCACUGUCGGUGGAGUUGACGCUGGUUGGGUUGGUGGUUUAUUUGCCGGGAACGGCGGCGUACCAGGCGAUUGCAAUUUCGGCCUGUCAGUUUUGGUCAUCCGAUCAACGAAGAUGCUUCAUCCAUGAGUCACCGUUCUACGGAACUACGCUGAACAUUUUAACUGCGGUAUUGAUAGCAGUUGGAGUUCUGUUCGACAUCCUGGUGUUCUACUUUGUUCGAGAUCUUCCACUGUACGGUGACGAUCCGGAGGAUGCAUACAGACCAAUCGAGAUGCGCUUGAUCACGGCCCAGGCCCGCAACAGUUCCCGCCAGACGGCAUCCCCCGAGGCCGAAGUCCAACCGUUCGUCACCGAGCAAGACCUACAUCAGCAGCAACCAACCCUCCUGCGAACAUCGUCGAUCACAGCACAGGACAUCACUCCGGCCAUCCCAUCAAUACAAAACACCCAGGACAACUACCCCGCCCGGUCUCGGUCCAUUUCCCCGGUCGCCGGUCCAUCCGCCAUGUACGCCCAGGUUGUGCGGAGCCUUCCGACGAGGAACGCCUCCAGCGAUUCGGACGAUCAGUUGGACUUUCGACCGGCGAGGAGCGUUCCGGUGGAUGGCGACGACGAAGACGACGAUACGGAUUACGAGGACGUAAGGGCGGGCAAGGCCAACGGACCACUGCGGGACUAUUCCGGGAUGAAUCCUGCGUCGUUUGGGGCUGGUGGAAUGGGGGCAAGAUCGCUGGAGUCACCACAGUCCAGCGUUGUUAGCAGUCCCGGAGGGUUUGGAGCGGGACCGAGGACGAAGAAUCGGGACGGAAGACCGAUGAGUCCGGAGACGGACUUUUGAACGAAAUGAUUUGAUGAGCGUAGUUUUUACGGUAGACGAUAAGCAAAUAGUUGUAGAACACAUAAUGACAUGUUUAGUAUACACAGUGCCAUACAUUUGAAUGCCGAAUAAGUAUUUAGUACAAUAAAAUAAGAAUGUUUUGCUUUAGUUGACAUACAUCGACUGUUUCGUAAUGUUUCAAUGUUCCUUGGUUGAAAUAAAUGAAUAAAAAUAAGCGAAAACUGUA